Molecule: messenger RNA, 360 nt
Organism: Blepharisma stoltei
Lineage: Eukaryota; Ciliophora; Heterotrichea; Heterotrichida; Blepharismidae
Source: the annotation of a GenBank genome assembly
AUGGGAAACAAAACAAGUAAUUUUUCAAACCAAUACUCAUACGGAAAUGAACACAACUCCCUACAGAAGUCAACAGAUCUGGCUAUAAAGACCCAAUAUGACUCUCCAAUAAGAAAUCCAAGUAACACGCAGAGUAUGCCAGCUUCACCAGCUUACCGACAAUCAGAUUUUGAAAGCCCAACCAAGCUUAGUUCUCCAAGACUGCUCAAUAGGGUCUUUAAUACCUUAUCUCCCCAAGCAGUGACAAGAGCUUUCCACUUUCCAGAAGAAGACUCCAAUGAUAGUUCUGGAUUCCACCAUCGACAACUUUCUAAGCACCAAUUGUUUCAAGCCGAGGUUUACCAUGAAACCUUUAACUAA